This is a messenger RNA of Chrysochloris asiatica (Cape golden mole), 1332 nucleotides long. RefSeq names its product damage-specific DNA binding protein 2, 48kDa (gene DDB2). Gene Ontology annotation, cellular component: nucleus; Cul4-RING E3 ubiquitin ligase complex. The record is from RefSeq and is a predicted model, not a curated record. The coding region runs from base 1 to 1332 and encodes 443 amino acids. Gene Ontology annotation, molecular function: protein binding; damaged DNA binding. Gene Ontology annotation, biological process: response to UV; DNA repair. NCBI's taxonomy places the organism in Eukaryota, Metazoa, Chordata, Mammalia, Afrosoricida, Chrysochloridae. The transcript has 10 exons.
AUGGCUCCUAGGAAAUGCCCAGAAACCCAGAAGACCCCAGAAGUUGCUAUGUGCCUCAGGGGCAAGAGGAGCAGAAGCCCUCAGGAGCUGGAGCAAGAGGCCAAGCUCUUUGUAAAGAGCCCCGGUUCUAAUAGAAGAGCUGACGCAGGCUGCCUUUGGACAGGAUCAGCCAACCCAGCAUCAAACAGCAGUGUUGUCAGAGCCCUUCACCAGCAGAAGCUAGGCAAAGCUGUUUGCCCAACGCUGCAACAGACUCUCCAGCAUUCCUUUCUACACUCUCUGGCUUCUUACCGGAUCUUCCAAAAGGCCGUCCCCUUUGACAGGAGGGCCACGUCGCUGGCAUGGCAUCCAACUCACCCCAGCAUACUGGCUGUGGGCUCCAAAGGAGGUGAUAUCUUGCUCUGGAACUUAAACACAACGGACAAACCCACCUUCAUUAAAGGGAUUGGCGCUGGAGGCAGCAUCACAGGGCUGAAGUUUAACCCUCUCAAUACCAACCAGUUUUUUACCUCCUCCCUGGAGGGGACAACUAGGCUGCAAGACUUUACAGGCAACACUCUCCGGGUUUUUUGCAGCUCAGGCACCUGCAACUUCUGGUUCUGCUGUCUGGAUGUGUCUGCUAGGAGCCGAGUACUGGUCACAGGAGACAAUGCGGGGAAAGUGAUCCUGCUGAACAUGGACGGCAAGGAGCUGUGGAAUCUCAGACUGCACAAAAAGAAAGUGGCCCAUGUGGCCCUGAACCCAUGCUGUGAUUGGCUCCUGGCCACAGCCUCCGUAGAUCAAACAGUGAAAAUCUGGGAUCUGCGCCAGGUUAGAGGGAAAUCCAGCUUCCUGUCCUCGCUGACGCACAGGCAUCCUGUCAAUGCAGCUUGCUUCAGCUCUGAUGGAGCCCGGCUCCUGACCACUGACCAGAACAACGAGAUCCGGGUUUACGCCACCUCCCAGUGGGACUGCCCUCUGGGGCUGAUCCCGCACCCUCACCGCCACUUCCAGCACCUCACACCCAUCAAGGCAACCUGGCAUCCUCGAUAUAACCUCAUUGUUGUGGGUCGGUACCCAGAUCCAAAUUUCAAAAGCUGUACUCCCCAUGAAUUAAGGACGAUCGAUGUGUUUGAUGGAAACUCAGGGAAGAUGAUGUGUCAACUCUAUGACCCAAAAUAUUCUGGUAUUUUUUCGCUCAAUGAGUUCAACCCCAUGGGCGACACACUGGCCUCUGUGAUGGGUUACCACAUUCUUAUUUGGACCCAGGAGGAAGCUGGGAUACAGAAGCAAAAGACAUCAGUGUGUGCCAACCAAGGGCUUGGAGACACAAAUAAGAAUGUGCCCUGUUGA